Messenger RNA from Moneuplotes crassus, 540 nucleotides. Lineage: Eukaryota; Ciliophora; Spirotrichea; Euplotida; Euplotidae. The record is from the annotation of a GenBank genome assembly.
AAAAAAAUGAGUAGCAAAGAUUUGGAAGGCUCUAAAGAGACCGGAGCAGGUACUAAGAAACCUCUCAAAGUCAAGGAAGGUUACACUCCACCACAUCUGAGGAAGGUAUACGUACCGCCGCAUAAAUAAGCAACAAAUGGAGGAAGAGAAGAAGUUCAAGCAGGAAGAAGACGAACAAAAGAAGGUAGCCAAAGUUGCUCAUGACUCCGCUGCAACAGUCACAGUCGAAGAAGAAGCUCAGAUGGACAAGCUUCAAAAAGAAAAAGAUGAAAUCAUGAAAGAGGCUAGGGACGAAGUCAAGAAAAAACUUGAAGAAGAGAAAGAAGAGAAGAAGAUCCAAGAUCAACAGAAGAAGGAGGAAGAGCAAGCUGAUAAGCUCAAGAAGUUAGAGAGAAAGUAUAAGAAAAAAUUAAGAGAGAUAGAAAGACUAGAGGGUGUUCAGGAUAGGGAGCUCAAUGAAAGCGAGCAGAAGAAGCUUGACUCUAAGCAGGAAUUACUUGAGCAACUUGAAAAACUUUCACUUGGUGAAUAGACCUUGUC